Puccinia triticina is the source of this 4419-nucleotide messenger RNA. RefSeq lists its product as uncharacterized. The transcript has 7 exons. Bases 1 to 4419 code for a protein of 1472 amino acids. Lineage: Eukaryota; Fungi; Basidiomycota; Pucciniomycetes; Pucciniales; Pucciniaceae. The record is from RefSeq and is a predicted model, not a curated record.
AUGGCCGACGACCACCCCCUGAGCCCACACGAGGAGACGAACGAGGAACAGCCACCGGGCACAAACUACUUCGGACUCAAGGCACACGCAGAAGCCAUCACAACCGAACCAACUCAAACAGAACCAGAACCAGAACCAGAACCAACUCAAACAACAACCAUCUCACUCUCAGACCAGCCUCAUCGCAUACCCACCCAGAACCAGCUACUCCACGAACUCAGCCAGACCACAAACACUCCAACAGAACUCCUCCUCCUCGCACUCGUCCGCGAACUAUCCCGCAGACUCAGCCAGGCACAGGACCAGCUCACCCACAGCCAGCGCGAAACCAGCAGCCUCAGGGAUCUGCUCAGCAACACCUACGCCGCCGGAAGAGGCGAAAUCGAGCGAUGUCUCCUGCGCGCAAGAGUACCACCCAAGAAGCCACCCACAGCCACAGCAUGGCACCUCCAACUAGAACACCCACUCGGCCCAUCAUGUCCAGCAGUCCAGCUCGAUCUAGACGACCUGCGCGAAGCCAUGUCCGACAACCCAUGCUUCGACACCCUCUCAGCCGAAGCCGGGCCCUCCCGCUCCCAACUACUCACCUCACCCGCCGCACGAAUCAACCAGCACACACUGCCCAAGAAGACAACAACCAUCCUCAACGGCAAGUAUCGCAAAUCCGCCCCCAUCCCACCCAUCCGCCCCACCUCAUCAGCAGACCACCACCAACAUCCUAACCCCUCCCUCCACAAGCGCACCACUUCCAUCGCCAGCAGUCUCAGCGCACUCUCCUCAUCCGCAGCCGGAACCCGCCAGCCACCCAGCAGUAACAACAACGUCUGGGGCCUAUAUGGCUGGAAGUGGAACAAACGAAACAAGACAAACACUCCCGCUACCGGGCUGGAUGGCAACGGAUCCACCCAGGAAUCCGCCCUGUCCCCGGAGAACGGACCUGGAGGCGGACCUCAUCACCCCCAGGACGACCAACACACACCCCCCCUCACUCGUCCCAAACGCAGCCCAACCGAAGCAUCCAACAGCACCAUCCUCUCGGGCCUGUUCGACAGUCUCACUCGGAGGAAACGAGCUGAAUCCAGCCUCCAGAAACCAUCGCUUCAAUCCUUCAACUCCCCCAUCCCUGCCCCAGGCUCAUCAUCCGACGAACCCUUCCCAGCAUCCAUCAACGCAUCCUCCAACCUCCUCACCCGCUCCCCAUCCCUCAUCCUCAACUCCUCAUCCUCCAUCAACACCCAGACUACCUCAAGCAGCCCCUCCUGCUCCAGCGAGCACCUCAGCCCCCAUCCCCAACAGACUCACCUCACCCUCUCCCUGCCCAGUCUCGCCACAGCCGAUACCAAACCCCCCGAUCCCUCCUCCUCCUCCUCCUCUCAAUCAGCCCUCGCAUCCGCCCCACCCAGUGCCCUCCAUUCAGCCUCAUCUGCUUCCGACCUCACCCCUCCAUUCACUGGCACAGACAGAUUGCCCGACAGCCUCCUCGAUCACUGCUCACUCGACCCAGCAUCGUCCAAUCGUGCCCCCAGCAGCCAGUCCACCCCUCUGGCCAAGCUCGCUCGAAAUCCUACAUCCAGCUCAGAUCCCGCGGCCAUCAACCGGCGGCCCUCGCUCAUCAAUCUCAAAUCGCCUGCCGAAUCUUUCGUAUCCACCUCCAAAGCGCUACCCACCCUCGCCACCCAUGCCGAGACGACCGCCCAGGGCGAAACCUCCCAGCUGCCCCCGGUCAUCACCGCACUCUCUGGCGACCACCACAGACAUCGAAAUCCCUCCACGAAUACCGGAGAUCAUACCCACCCCAGCGCCGAUCCUGACUCAUCCUCCUACUCCCAGUCAGUCAAUUCAAGUCUCACUGGCCCUCAAGAUCUCAGCGACCGUACCAACUCCACCCGGCUUCGAUCACCCCCUAGUCACCCAAACCUUUCGAUCCGCUCCUCAAAAUCUAGCGUCGUGACCAGCGCAUCGCAGAUGAAGUCCAAGCCCCAGGUCAAACUAACCCAACCAGCCACCACUAAGAGCUAUCUCUCAACAGCCACCGGCACGAUCGGCAAAGCCCUCGGCACCAACCCAUCCUCUGAGCUCCCCACCCCCGCAGAAUUCGAACCCAACGUGACAACCGUGCCCAAGGCGGCCUUUGGAAGACUGGCUUCUGUGUACUUCAGAGCCCCCGACUCACGCGCCAGUGCAUCUCCCUCGAGAUCUUCAAAUAAGGCUAGCUCAACUUCAAUCCUCUCCACCGGUCAAGCUCCCCCCCAUCGUGUGCUUGGAAACAGGAUCCCUGGGAUUACUGAUCAAUCAGUAGACCUCAAACCAUCCACAAAAGAUACCACUCUCCCCAACGAGCCCAGCAAACAUCCCCAUCAUCACCGUCUCAAUAAACUCAACCUCAAGUUCCUCCCACCGCUCUCGAACAGUACCAUGGAACUUAGUACGUUUAUCAAUCCGCAGUCCAACCCACCGCCGUUCUCCAACUUCAAUCGCGACGAAGAGGCCCGCGGGCUGGAUGCCCCGCCUGGUCCGUCUCCGGGUGCGGCGGAUGAUGAGCCUAUCAUCGAUCGCUUUGGGUUCAUCGUCGAUGCCAAGUACGGGCUGAAGCUGAUGCGCAAGUCUAGAGACAAGAAGAAACAGCUGUUGGCCAAGGAACGACUGGCCGCUUUGGGAGAGCAACAUCCCCCCGCCGCACCCCGACAAGCCUCGACUGUCCUUGAUUCCACCCUACAUCCUGAUCAGCCCCCGACGGAUCCAGCUCUUUCAAGUGAGACCUCAUCGACUUCUCUCCAUUCGCCCUCCGAUCGCGUCCUCCCUCUAGCCCAUACGUCCGAAGAGAACAGCAAAUUGAACUCAACACGUGGUGAUGCCAGUGUCGAGGGCUCAGAUCUCGACCAUACACCCAUGGUCACCACCGCGCUACCCAUCAAAUCUCAAGUUGAUGUGGAAGCUGAACUGUCCUCUCUGCGCGAAGCCUUGGGCCUCUCCCCAGCUCCCAAACCUGCGGGAAAGGAAGACUCGUCGACGACCGAACCGGGUGAGACCAACAGUCAUCAGGCACAUCAAGCCUCCUCGGCCGAUCCGGUGGUCGAGUCAUCGACUCAGAGCAUUCGAAGACUGCUUUUCCAGCUCAACGAGAUGCAAAACAUGCUGGAGAAGAAGCAGAUGGAGGCCUGGGGACAGUUCAUCACGAAGCGACGGAUGAAGCUCAUGAGAGUCUCCAACUCGUCCACCCCUUCGCACGGCCUAUCCUCCGGGCUCUCAGUCAGUGACCCUAGUAGUAGCGGAGGUAUCCAGGGCACCGGGGCGGUCUCGCCGGCCUCGGUUGGCGCGUUCCUUGGGACCGGGCCGCGGCAGGGAGCGAGUUCGAGCGGGGGUGCGAGUUCGCCGACCGGGCUAGCCGCCAAGACGCCGCACUCGAGCACCCACCAUCCAAGCUCAUCGAAGCGCCCCUCGAUGGGGGGAGGAGACGCUGCGUCUGUCGACAGCGACACGCCCGACCUGAUCACCUGUCACGACGACAACCUCAUCGGAAUCGCCUCGAUGGGCCUGUCCAACGACAACAACAAGAAGGCGCUCAAGGACGAGUGGAAGGAGUUCAGGGCGCUCGUCAUCCAGGGCAUCCCGAUCAGCUUGCGCCCCAAGAUCUGGCUCGAAUGCUCCGGCGCCAGUCAGCUUAAAGAGCCUGGCUAUUACCACGAUCUUCUCAACUUACAUGCCGGCGAAGAGGGCCUCUGUCUCACUCAGAUCGAAUGCGACGUCACCCGCACUCUUCCUACGAACGUCUACUUCGGAGGCGACGGGCCCGGUGUGAGCAAGCUACGGCGCGUGCUCGCGGCGAUGUCGUGGCACAACCCGGUCGUUGGCUAUUGCCAGGGCAUGAACAUGGUCGCAGCCACCUUACUGCUAACGAUCCCGAGCGAAGAAGACGCCUUCUGGAUCCUCGUCUGCAUCGUCGACAAAAUCCUGCCCGCACAUUACUACACCUCUCAUCUCCUCACCUCCCAGGCCGACCAACGCGUGCUCAAGGUCCUCGUCGGAAAACACCUCGCCGAAUUGGCCGCCCACUUCGAGGCCCUCGACGUCGAGCUGCCCGCCAUCACGUUUGGAUGGUUCUUGUCCCUGUUUGCUGAUGCGUUACCGAUCCAGACGCUCCUACGGGUGUUCGACCUGUUCCUGAUCGACGGGAGCCUGCUCCUAUUCCGGAUCGCGCUGGCCCUGCUGAAGAUCAACGCGCCGACGAUCCUGUCGUACGACUCGCCCGCCUCGCUGUACGCCUACAUGCGCGGGCCCAUGACCCUCAGCUCCCACCACGCCGACCUGCUCGUCACCGUCGCCUCCCGCGACUUCGCCGACCUCAAGAACUCCCUCAUCGUCGCCCUCAGGGCCCAGUUCGUCGACCAGAUCAAGCUCGAAAUGGGCCUCCCCGACUGA